AAUUAUUAAAAGAAUAACAUUUUGAAGAAAGCAGUUACUGUAGCGGCAUCUAGUAAUAUUUAAGGGAAUAUUAUGCCUUAGUUGACUUGCCCUGUGGCAUAGAUGGCACCACUUUCCAUACAUUUUGUUUUCUUGUCCUCAAAGUACUGUACUGUCACCCCCAUGAUUCAUCUGUCACAUUUUCGAUUUUCCGUUCAUUGGUUUGACUCAGUAUUCAUGAGUAUUCCAUCUGUUUUAUUGUUUGGAUUCUAUGUAUUACCAUUAUCAGUAAUACAACUAAGUACACUGACAAGCGUUGAUUAAAAUGUCGUCAAUAGACUUCGAUCCGGCAAUAAAGUUGUGCUUAAAAUAUUUACAUUCAAGUGCGACCGAUUCCACCGAACAAUUGCGGUUAACUUUGGAUGAUCAUAUUCGUCAAACUUACGGCAGUGCCAAAACUUUGGGGAAUGUUUUGCCGAAAAAGUACUUGACUGAAGAAAAACUUGAGUCUCCCAGAUCGAAGCACAAGACCGAUAAGUCUAGUACUAAAACUGUUUCAUUGCCACAACAAAGCCCUCAACAAAUACAAAUACCUGAACGUGAAAAUGAUGACGGUUCGGUCAUGGAUGGAGAAUUGUCCCUGGAUUUGUUAGAAGAAGAUCUGACUUGUGCUGUGUGCAGGCAGAUAUCAGUACAAGCUGGAAACCGCUUAGUAGAGUGUGAUGCUUGCUGUGCUCUUUAUCAUCAGGACUGCCACAAACCGGUUAUCAGUGACAAUGAUAUUGGCACUGGUUGGCAGUGUGCCUCUUGCCUGUCAUCCCAGGGAGUUGCUGCAGGCUUUGUAAAGACUACAACCAUAGCUAAAUCACCAUCCCAUGUAUCAGGAUCUACAACUCCGGUCAAGAUAUCUUCAAGCAGUUCUUCUUCGUCAUCUCCUUCUAAGGUGGUGACUCCUAACAUUAACAUUAUAUCAGCGGAUAAGAGAUUGCAGAUCAUGAAGAAGAAGGCAGCGAAACAGCAUGAGAAGAAAAAAAGUUCUAAAUGAUGAUAGCUUGCUUUGUUUCAUUCUAAAUGAAACAAAGUAAAAAGACUUUCAAAGUAGUGUAUUUUAUAAGAUUUAGACUUAUAAGAAUAUAAUUAAAUAAUAGAUGACAA
Trichoplusia ni (cabbage looper) is the source of this 1134-nucleotide messenger RNA. It is a transcript of the gene IntS12, whose product is annotated as integrator complex subunit 12. The transcript is spliced from 2 exons. Lineage: Eukaryota; Metazoa; Arthropoda; Insecta; Lepidoptera; Noctuidae. Gene Ontology annotation, cellular component: integrator complex. The record is from RefSeq and is a predicted model, not a curated record. The coding region runs from base 305 to 1024 and encodes 239 amino acids. Gene Ontology annotation, biological process: snRNA 3'-end processing.